Molecule: messenger RNA, 1278 nt
Organism: Apiotrichum porosum
Lineage: Eukaryota; Fungi; Basidiomycota; Tremellomycetes; Trichosporonales; Trichosporonaceae
Exons: 6
Coding region: 1-1278 (425 amino acids)
Molecular function (GO): oxidoreductase activity
Source: RefSeq, a predicted model, not a curated record
AUGACUGCUGCUGUACAGGCCCCUGUGGACCUCCUCAACCACCAACUCAAGUCUCUGGACAUCCAACAGAUCGACAGGUACAACGGCGCCUACGGUGACCUCAACAAUGACCUUUACGGCAAGGCCACCAAGGCUUACAAGAAGGAAAAUGUGACAGAGGAUGAAAAGCAACGUCGCAUCUUUGCGACCAGCUACGAGCCGUCGGAGGAGUGGUGGGCUACCAACCAGAAGGAGUACAAGAAGCCCGAGCACGACCCGCUCCCCGAAGGAUUCCCCGAGAAGGUCGUCUCACCCACUGUAUGGGAUGGCAAGGUGCUCAUUAACGAGCCCAAAAAGUGGACCUACAACUUCACCACCGAGGACAUCAACGUCCUCAACGCCGCAUAUGACCACUUUGUGUCUCUGAAGGUGUCGAACGACUCGAUCUCACGCGAGACAUUCCCUAUCCCCGCGGACUCGGGACUCUUCAAGCAGCUUCAGGAGACCGACAAGGAGAUUAAGAGUGGUCUCGGUUUCCGUGUCCUCCGCGGUCUGCCCGUUGACGACUGGGAGCGUAUCAAGCAGAUUGUAAUCUUCGCCGGUAUCUCGUCCUACGUCGGGGGCAGGCGGAUUAAGCAGGGACCCAAGAACAUUGUCCACCUGCGCGACAUUACCCAGCUCGAGGCCGACAAGCGUCCCGCCAUCGUCGUCAAGGGCCAGACAAGCGGUAACCAAGUCUACCACAACGAUGGAAGCACCGGUAUCGUCGGCCUCCUCACCCUUGGAAGGGCAGAGACUGGUGGACUGUCGCAGCUCGCGUCCGUCGGACACACGUACAAUGAACUGGCUGCCACCCGCCGCGACAUUGUCCGCGAGCUGGCCAAGGACGACUGGAAGAACAAGAUCUUCCCUGAUGGCAAGGCACUCAUCUUCCCCAUCGACGGUGAUCAGAUCGUCUCCUCAUACUCUCGCCGGCCCUUCUUCGGGUUCUUCGAGGCUGACGCGGACGUCCCGCCUCUUCCCACGGAGAAGCACCUCGCCCUCGACGCCAUCCACUUCACCGCCGCCAAGUCUGGACUCGACAUUGAGCUUCGCAAGGGCGACCUGGAGUACUUGAACAACGUCCUGGUCUUCCAUGCGCGAGACGCGUCCGAAGACUCGGAGGAGAAUGCCAGGCACCUGAUUCGAAUCCACCUCGAGAACCUGGAACAGCCUCUGCCUGCCCAUUUGCGCGAGGCAUUUAACACUUUGAAUGCCGGCGAGGCUCACGACUGGCCUCUGGAGGCCUGGGAUGAGUAG